Molecule: messenger RNA, 2420 nt
Organism: Passer montanus (Eurasian tree sparrow)
Lineage: Eukaryota; Metazoa; Chordata; Aves; Passeriformes; Passeridae
Gene: DDX28
Product: DEAD-box helicase 28
Molecular function (GO): ATP binding; RNA helicase activity; nucleic acid binding
Source: RefSeq, a predicted model, not a curated record
ACUGACACGGAGUGCCAUUUCCACCCGCAGGCACAGGCGUUCCUUUGCGGGGAAGGGGCGGUGGGUGCCCGAGCUGUGACAGGGCUGGCCGGGCAGCGGGGACCGGGCUCACCCGGCGUGAGGGCGCCGGGGAUGCUCCCCGCCUCGGGCUCCUCACCGAGCGAGGGGCCCCGCGCCGCCCCUGCCGGAGCCCCUCAGGGCCGCGGCCGCUCCCGCGGUGGCGGCGCGGGGAAAGCCCUCAGCCGGCGGCGGAAAAAGGGAAAGGAGGGAGCGGCGCGCCCGCCGCACUCACCUCCUCGCGUGGCUCUGCCGCGGCUCCGCGGGGCGGGGAGAACCGGGGCCAGCGCCUGUUUCAGGCGUCAUCGGGCAGCGCCACAGCCCCACGGGGCCGCGAUGGCGCUCGGCAGGGCCGGGCCGGCGCUCGCCCUCCCGCUGCUGCUGCCGCGGCGGCCGGCGGGAGGCGCGCAGCGCCGGCGGCGCGAGCAGGGGCAGGCGGCGCCGCCGCGCUCCGGGAAGCUGCUGCUGAGGAGCCGGCGGCCGGAGCUGAGCCAGCCCCGCUGGCAGACGGUGGGGCGCUGGGAGCAGCCGCCGCUGGUGUCGGCGGGCUGGAAGCACCGGAAGGCGUACGGGGAUUACUUCCAGCUGGAGCCCUCGCAGCAGGCCGCUCCCGCUUUGCAGGCGCUGCCGGCUGAGGCGGGACAGGGCCCGACCUUCGCCGAGCUGGGGCUGCAGCCGGCGCUGCUGGCCGGCCUGGAGCGGCUCUCCAUCAGCCGGCCCACGGCCGUGCAGCGUCUCGCCAUCCCCGCGCUGCGCCGCGGCCGCAGCGCGCUGUGCGCCGCCGAGACGGGCAGCGGGAAGACUCUGGCGUACCUGCUGCCGCUGCUGGAGCGCCUGCUCGGCCGCCCGGAGGCGGCGGCGGCGGAGGCCGCCGUGCUGCUGGGCACCCCCGGCGCGCUGCGGGAGGCGCUGCGGCGCCGCUUCCUGGCCCUGGAGAGGCUGCGCUGGAUGGUGCUGGACGAGGCGGACUCGCUGAUGGACGAGUCCUUCACGGAGCUGCUGGAGGAGAUCCUGGCAUACGCGCCGCUGGCCGCCGGCGCUCCCGGACCAGCCGGUCCCGACGAGGAGAGGAUGCAGGUGGUGGUGGUCGGAGCCACCUUCCCCGCGGGGCUCAGCGAGACGCUGGCGAAGUUCACUGACGUGGACCGGUUUGUCACCCUCAGCACCCAGAGCCUGCACCGCCUGCCGCCUCACGUCCAGCAGAAGUUUGUCCGCCUCAAAGGCCGGGACAAGCUGCCCGAACUGCUGCAGCUGCUCAAGGAGCGCCCGGCAUCUGGCGGGGCUGUUCUCAUCUUCUGCAACAGUGCCAGCACCGUCAACUGGCUGGGCUAUAUCCUGGACGACCACAAAAUCAAGCAUCUGAGGCUGCAGGGGCAGAUGUCAGCAGCUGCUAGAGCUGGCAUCUUUGCCUCUUUCCAGAAGGGUGACGUGUCUGUCCUCGUCUGCACUGACCUUGCCUCGCGCGGGCUGGACACCAGCAGUGUGCAGCUGGUGGUCAACUAUGACUUCCCAGACACCCUGCAGGACUACCUGCACCGGGCCGGGAGAGUUGGCCGGGUUGGGAGCAAGGCACCUGGAGCUGUGGUUAGUUUUGUCACCCAUCGGUGGGACGUGGACCUGGUACGGAAAAUAGAGACUGCAGCCCGGAAAAGGACGGGUCUCCCAGGAAUGGACUCUAUUAAUAAACCUUCACCUAAAGGAGGUUGAUUCAGGUUGGCAGGCAUUCCUUGGUAGGAGCUUACCUUGAGGCCAUUAAGGCAGAGUGAAUGAGCUGCUGUAUGUAAGGCAGAUGGAAAGAAUAGGGUUGAGUUUCAGAACCAGGUGAUCAGGUUAACUUUGUGCACUGUUCUGGAAGCUGCAGUAUUCAUUUGCACAGCCAUCACAACAUGUGGCUUUCCCAAAGGAAACUAGUAAGUGAGUAACAGAAUGCUUUUGGAGAAUGUUGAAGAGUUCAUCAGUUGAUUUGGUUUACUUAUUUUGAGACAUAAUUUAAAUUCAAAUCCAAAUUAAAGUAUGUUUGUAUGAUAUAGAAUACUAGUGCAUUUCAUUACUGCCCACCACCAUCAGCUGACAUUCGUUAUUAAAAUGGAAAAAUUGCUACUGUGGCAGGAGAAAAAACCUGUCCAGUUACAGACACAAAGGACUAAAGGACAAAGGAUACGUGAUGAUGUAGCAGUUCAUUUAGAGAAUUCUAGACUGGAUGCCUGUAAAGUACAGUGGGAAUGAGAAGGCACAAUAAUGCUUGAGACUCUUUCAAGGCCUUGUUAUUUUAUGGUUACCUUUCACUGAGAAAUGGGAUCUGCUCCUUCAUAUUAUAUUAAAUAAAAAGCCCUAAAGUGUUUCCUGUACAUUUUUUUUCUGCA